AUGUGGUGCUAUUGUCGGCCGAGCUGUCGGCGCGUUGCUGUUCGUCUUUGCUUCGCGGCACUCACUCGUGUCGUUCAUCGUUCAUCGAUUUAUCAUCGAUGUUUCGAUGGAAUGCCUUGCAUCCCGAUCAGCGAGCCACGAAAAGGGCAACAUCGAAGUGAAUAAGCUCAUCAUACGGGUCGAGCUCUUUGAGCUCGCAUCCCCAGGGCACGCAGUGGGCGCGCUGGCGGUGCGUCGUGAAGUGGACCUUCUUCUGCUUCGCUCAAAGAUAUCGGCUCUGCUGUGUUGUCUCAUCUUCCUUUUGCCCUUCAAUUCGGGGGAUUCGAAGGUGGGAGGCAGGGCAAGGGCGGGAAGCACAAGGGAGGCAGGGAGUGAUGCAUGCAAGAAUGCUUCGAUGCAUUGCUGUCCUUUCACAGGCAUUUGGCGUGAGCCGUUGCCGUUUCAUCACCGCCUGCAGGCCGCCAGACAGGCUCAGCCGGGUGCGAGAGGAACACAUGAGAGCAAGCCAUCAUGUAGGCAGCUUUCUCCUGUAUCCUGCCUUUCUGGGUGUGCUGCUUUACAGACCCUAUGUCGUUGCAGCAGCUCUACGAGACGAGCCGGCGCGACAACACGGCAGACUGCUGGUGGGAGGAGGAGGGGGGCAACGACAGCCUCGGCCACCGGCUCUUCUUCGGGGUGAGCAUUCUUCCCCCACUAGCGUCGCUGAAGUUCAGCGAGCAGACACCCGACCCGACGGAUGGGUCCUACACCCAGGAGUGCGGCCUUCAUGCGUGCAACAUCGCCCUGCAGUACCCCGCGUUGCCACACGAGAAGGCGUACUUCAAGCGGACAACCAACGACGCCUUGACGGCCGACGGGGUGCGGCGCGAGGAGGACUGGCACCGACUGUGCCUGGGGGACAUCGGCCGAUUCAUCAGCAACAAGCGGAGAGACGACAAGGAGCCAGGCGUGGGCGAGGGCGAGAGGACGUCGAAAGGGGCGAAACCUACCACCUCACUCAAGGGGGUGAGUGAUGAGGGAGGGAGAGCGAUAUGGUGAUAUCCGUUUGGCUCCUUCGUUGUGUGUGUGUGUGUGUGUAUGGAUGGAUGUGUGUGUGUAGGUGAAGGGCGACGAUAAUGCGCUGUGUUCGAAGGUCGGUCUGCUCACGGACCUGAAUGAGGAGAGGGCGGGGGCGGUGAUCGCUAUCAUGCUACGUGAGGAUGAACACCUGCUGACCUUCAAGCCGCUGCGAGAGGGAUUUUGGGCUGACGGCGACUCCAUCGUCGCCAACAACCGCAGCCGCCGCCUGAUGACUAAGAGGGACACCGCAGAGAGGGUGACCAAGGUGCGCUCUCACAUAUGACACACAUCACGCGACCAGCGACUUUUGUACUCUCAUUUCGGUCCAUUCAGGACUCCAUCGUGGUGUUUGGGGACGAGAAGGCUUACAAUGCGGCGAAGAAGCAACAGCAGGACAACCGAGAUGCGCCCAUCGCAUUAGACGAUGACGACGAGCUGCAGCCCCCGGCUCCAGCAGCAGCAGCCGCGGCAGACCACCCACCUCCCAUCGACAUGGAAGCCGAGGUUGGGGACAGCCAUGCGCCCCAGCACCCUCACCCCGCACCGCAUUCGAAACAGCAGGCUGACCGACAUGACGAUGAGGGUAUGGAGGUCGAGGUAGGGGGAGGCGGGGACGCUGCGUUGGCCGUGGGCAUCGGGGGCGGCGGUGACGCUGUUGGGGGCGGCGAGGCACGGGCGGCUGCCCAUGAUAUGGACAUCGACAAUGGCCAUGGUGAGUGAGUCAAGCAGUGAACAGACAGAUCGACAGACAGGGAAUAGGGAGGGGGAGGGAGGGAGUGUUCUUCGGAUACACGCCUCAACAUGUUUGUUGUGCGUGCCUUCACUGCAGAAGGGCGCGGCGCGCAGCAAGACGAUGAGUACGCAGUCACACACACACACACACACACACACAACACGCAGCCCGACCGGUCCUCAUGCACCUGUGUGGUCGAUGACUGGUGACUCAUUCAGGUUGUCCCUCGCCGAGCGUCUCAAGGCCAAGAAGAACAACAAGAGGAAGGCCGCGGAGGGAGAAGAGAGAGAGCGCCAGGAGGGGCCCCCGCCGCCCAAGAAGUCUCGCUUGCUGGAAGAGAUGGCCGACACGGACAGCUGGCAGGCUAAGAAGGGGCGCAUCGACCUCAAUGGCGGGUACCGACUCCGCCGCACAAGAGUGCGCGCCAGGCGGUGUGUGGACGCUACACGUGCCCUCAGCUAG
Messenger RNA from Vitrella brassicaformis, 2254 nucleotides. The record is from the annotation of a GenBank genome assembly. NCBI's taxonomy places the organism in Eukaryota, Vitrellaceae.